Messenger RNA from Racocetra persica, 196 nucleotides. NCBI's taxonomy places the organism in Eukaryota, Fungi, Glomeromycota, Glomeromycetes, Diversisporales, Gigasporaceae. The record is from the annotation of a GenBank genome assembly.
UGGUAACAAUGACGGGGGAACUGAUAUACGUGGACGUUUAUAUUGUAUGGACUUUGUAAUCCAAUGCAAGGCUUGGGUGCAUUCAAUAGGGCUUAAGAUCAUUCGAGAGUUGGAUGGGGCUCUUACUCAACCCGAAAAUAGGGGAGCUAUCGGUGUUGUAGUGAUUCCUGAUUAUGGAAGAUUUUCUUUUGAUGCG